Molecule: messenger RNA, 231 nt
Organism: Laccaria bicolor S238N-H82
Lineage: Eukaryota; Fungi; Basidiomycota; Agaricomycetes; Agaricales; Hydnangiaceae
Exons: 2
Coding region: 1-231 (76 amino acids)
Source: RefSeq, a predicted model, not a curated record
AUGUGUCGGUCGUAUGCUGUUGUGGUGUACAUUGGGAACAUGCUUGAAAGCCAUUAUGUUGCGUAUACUGCGCUCCCUUCUCAGUCGCCCGGAGCGGAUUCACAAAGACAUACAGAGUCUACCACUAUGGAGAAUGGUGCGACUUUCAAACCGGCACAAAGCAAGCCGGACCACAAAUGGGAAAGGCAGUGGGCGAAUAUUAGCGAUAUGACCGUGCGGCUGGGACAUUAA